Molecule: messenger RNA, 706 nt
Organism: Ipomoea triloba (trilobed morning glory)
Lineage: Eukaryota; Viridiplantae; Streptophyta; Magnoliopsida; Solanales; Convolvulaceae
Product: kinesin-like protein KIN-7K, chloroplastic
Exons: 7
Coding region: 1-495 (164 amino acids)
Biological process (GO): microtubule-based movement
Molecular function (GO): ATP binding; microtubule motor activity; microtubule binding
Source: RefSeq, a predicted model, not a curated record
AUGUUGCUCCACCACGAACCUCCUCCACCGCCGACCCCACCGCUGAUUGCCUCGUCUUUUCUUCCGAUCCGACGCCACCAUCGACGCUGCACUGCCACCGCCUCUCCUACGAAGACGCCAACGCUGCCACCGCUCUUCCUGCGAAGACGCCAACGCUGCCAGACUCCUGGACGUGAGUUUUUGCUUCGGGUUUCCUAUCUUGAGAUCUACAAUGAGGUGAUCAAUGACUUGCUUGACCCCACUGGCCAGAAUUUGCGUGUUAGAGAAGAUGCACAGGGCACUUAUGUUGAAGGUAUAAAGGAGGAAGUUGUUUUGUCUCCAGGUCAUGCACUAUCAUUUAUUGCUGCUGGGGAAGACCAUCGUCAUGUUGGUUCAAAUAAUUUUAAUCUGUUUAGUAGCCGUAGUCACACGAUAUUUUCAUUGAUGAUAGAAAGUAGUGCCCAUAGAGAUGACUACGACGGAGUGAUAUUUUCUCAACUUGUAUGGUUCAUUUAGUUGUGCUAGAUUUGUCAACUUAAAAGUUCAAAGAUAGUUUAGGGUAUUUCCGACCACUUUUGGGUGGUCGGAAAUUUCGCAAUUUCCAGCAGCGAAUAGUAAUGUGAGAUGUAUGUAUUGCUUUUAUUGCUUUUGGUACAAAGUUUGGGAGAAGAUUAUGGCUUGUAUUAAUUAAUAUAGAUAAUUUUUGAUGAACUUGUAUUAUUAAUUA